Etheostoma cragini (Arkansas darter) is the source of this 2826-nucleotide messenger RNA. RefSeq names its product zinc finger protein 572-like. The transcript has 6 exons. Bases 154 to 2670 code for a protein of 838 amino acids. Lineage: Eukaryota; Metazoa; Chordata; Actinopteri; Perciformes; Percidae. The record is from RefSeq and is a predicted model, not a curated record.
AAAUAAAAGCCCCGUGUUAAGAUAACCCUCUGCUGUUUCCAUGCAGGUGGCCCUCUCCCCCUCGCCGCUCUGAGACUCCUGGUCCCCCCGAUACGACUGGUCUCAGCAGCCAUCUGGCACACCGUCCAGCAGAAAGUUGUGGCUGAUUAUGGGAUGCUUGAGGAGUUUGUUUCCAUGGUUACAGACAUAGUUCCAGAGCUACUCACCACUCGCCAAAAGGCCCAACUUGUCCUGGGCCUCAGAGCACGGCUGAUCCUGGAGCUGUGUCAGAGUGAAGGUACAGCCGGCUGGGAGCUGCUUCAGCCACACCUGGACAGAGUGCACAUGCUUAGCCAGGCAUGGGCGAUGGAGGCUGGUGUUGCAAAUGUGGAAGGGCGACACUCCAAAUUUGUGGAUCUAGUGUAUAACUUGCUGAAAAAUCCUGACGAAAGGGCCCGCUUCUUUCAGACGGUAUUCCCUGAAGAGUUUGGUCCCACUUAUGACGACGCACUUCACACCUUGGUGUGGAUGUUUCUGUGCAGACUGGAACAGUUCCUUCCUCUUCAGACUUUCCAACAGGUUGAGUCCACAUUUGGCGAGGUAUCCUCAGUUCUGGAGGAAGGUAUGGACUCAGUGUCUCGUUGUGAAGAGGUCCGAACCCUGCUGCAGUAUCAUACAGGCCUCAGCCAGCUGGAUCCCAAUGAUGGGUCCGUGGAUGGUGCCUUCAUUUUUUCAGCUCUCAAACUCCCCUCUGUAGAAAGAACUACGAAAGACAAACUACAAACCAACAUCUGGGAUACUGUGCCGUCACGCACAUCUGGGUUGGAGACGGAAUCUUUAACACGGUCUCAUACAGCACAGGUGAACACGGAAACAACCACAGAACAUCAGACCAGUGAGAUAACGGUCGAUGCAACGAACAGGACUCCUGGUGGGAAAGGAACAGAUGUGCUUUUAGAAGAGAUAACAAGACAUGAAGAAAAUGUAAGCCUUCUUCAAAGCCAAGUGGAGGAUGCUCCUCGCCUUCUAAAACAAUGCCGUGUUCAGUUAAAAAGACUGGACACGCCUCUGUCUUUGCAUUCUCGACCUGUGAGACAAAACCGAGGCAUGAGGAUGAAAAGCAUUCUGUUGGAAGAGAAAAGAAGUCUCUGUGAAGAUGCCUACGAACCAGCUUCUAGGAAAACCAAAUCCUCCAACAGGGCUCCUUUACACGUCUCGGACCAUGAGGAAUCAAGCAGCUUGAGCAAAGACGAAGACUUGUGUAUGGCUCCAAUCAAUAUUUGCAGCGAAGACAACUCAUGGUCUUACUACUCCGAUGACGACUCUUGCCAUAAGACUGCUACUAGUAGUAGUCUUAGUACAUCUGAUUCAUGGUCCAACUAUUCUGAUGAGUCGUCCUUUGUGACUCCUGCCAGUAGUUCUACUGAAGGUGAUUUGUUGUCAAAGGAGGGCCCGUCCUUCCUCAGUCCUAAGGAUGUGUCGGCUACCAGAAGGAAGCCGGGUAUCUCCAACAUCAAAGCCAGCACGCCAAAGAAGCAUCGAGAAGUCCAGUGUUUUAUCUGUAGGAAGCAGGUGAAUACAAGUCUGAGGGCUCACAUGGAAACCCACUUCCCCACGGGGGAUUACGCCUGCCCUCGAUGCGACGCCAGGUUCAGAAUCUUCUCAUCUUUUAAGCUGCACUUAAACAGAACCUGCUUUGAGUACAGUCAGCAGCGCGUCGAUCCGCAGAAGCCGGACGAGGCCAUGAAUCUCAACAAAUGCGACAAAUGCCAAGAGGCGUUCAGGUACAAACUUUCACUGCAACGGCACAAACUGACCCACAACGAUCUCUACUGCAGUGUGUGUAGGAAGGUGUUACGGGACGCAGCGACGUUGGCAAGGCACAAGGCGUCUCACACCCUGUUUCAGUGUAGCCGCUGCGAGGAGGCCUUCUCUGUUUUUAAGCCCUUGCUCAGGCAUUGCGAAAACAUCCAUAAAAUAAGCAGGCCGUUUAAAUGCAACCAUUGUCCAAAAAUUGUAUCCAAGCUGCGCAUCUUAAUCGCACACGAGUGGAAACAUACGGGUCACCUACCGUUCCAGUGCGCUCAGUGUGGCUUGAGAUUCAAAAGUGACGGAGAUCUUGUUUCCCACGACAGAGUCCACACGAGGGAGAAACCCUACCUGUGUGCUGAGUGCGGCAAGACUUUCUCCCAAAAGUCCAACCUGUUGCGCCACUUGAAUUUGAUCCACGGUGAGUCUCGAAAUGAGAAGAAAUAUUCUUGCACGGAGUGUGAGAAAUCCUUUAAAGAAAAAGGAGCCCUGAAAAAACACCAGAGGACCAAACACUUGAAUGAGUUGUUCCGUCAUCCGUGCCCGUACUGUGGAAAGAUGCUCUCAGCGUCAACAAUCGCCAGACAUAAGUUAAUCCAUACGGGGGAGAAACCUUUCAAAUGCACAGUGCCUGACUGUGACAAGUACUUCAGGUCAAACUGUGAAGUGAAGAAGCAUGUCCUUAUGCACCACAGUACAGAGAGACCAUAUAAAUGUGAUGUCUGUGGUAAGGGCUUUGUAAAAAUGUGUUAUCUCAACACACAUGCUAAAAUACACUCAGGACAGAAGCCAUUUGUUUGCCAAAUCUGCGGUAAAGCUUUCCCCAAGCUCUACAGCAUGCAAAGACACCAAAAACUGGUACAUACAUUUGAAACGCAUUAACCUUGCAUGGUGUGAACACGGAUCAAGUUCAACAACGCUAUGUAACGUCCUUUUGAAGGUUAGUCCAAGAAUAAGUCUUGGAUCGGUCAAGUCUGAUCUUGGUUAAUCUUGGUUUCUGUUUUUCCUGACGUAUACAUUGAGAAACAGUGGCUUGAA